Messenger RNA from Colletotrichum destructivum, 2522 nucleotides. RefSeq names its product Putative major facilitator superfamily, MFS transporter superfamily. The transcript has 5 exons. Gene Ontology annotation, cellular component: plasma membrane. Gene Ontology annotation, molecular function: siderophore-iron transmembrane transporter activity. Lineage: Eukaryota; Fungi; Ascomycota; Sordariomycetes; Glomerellales; Glomerellaceae. Gene Ontology annotation, biological process: transmembrane transport. The record is from RefSeq and is a predicted model, not a curated record. The coding region runs from base 220 to 2172 and encodes 650 amino acids.
CUGUACUCUACUGUACUGUGUUAUGCUGUGCUGUGCUGUGCUGUGCUGUGCUGUGCUGUGCUAUGCUGUAUUGUGUUGUGCUGUAAGAAACUUACUUUCGCUGGUAGUCGUCUCGAGUGUAACCUUAGCCAGGUUGAUUGCGUCGCCCAGUGGGCGGCAAUGACUCGAGACUGAAUUAAAGCCGCCCGAGCGUCUCCUUGGUCAAGACUCAAGCUCAUCAUGAGUCGGUCCAUAGCUCGUUCGUCCGAGGCAGACGACGACGACGAGGAGGACGGCAACAACGACAACGAACGCACCAGUCUCUUGGCCAAGACGGCAACGCCCCAAGACGAGAACAACCGCAACAUGGGGGUUUUCACGUCGUUUCAGAGUCAUGUCUACUCGAGGGCUCCGUCUUCUCUCGAUUUGGCCUCUUCAGACGCGAUAGACCACGACAGUAUCGCCUUGAUCAGAGACCCCGUGGAUGUCGAGCUGGCUGACAAGAAGCCUCGCGAACUUGACGAAGAUGGCGAACAUGACGACCUAAGGAAGUCCUCUGACUCUGACUCCGAGGUCUUCGAGUCCGGUGUUGGCAAAAUCGAGGCAGCGCAAGCCCUAUGGGGUAGAAAGGGCAGAUGGCUGGUGAUCCUUGGUCUUGCUCUGGUCAUGAUCAUCUACGAGAUCGACAACACAACCGUCAGCAUCUACAACAACUACGCCACCUCGUCCUUCUCGGCGCUCUCCAGGCUGGCAACGCUCAGCACCGCAACAGCCAUCGUCUUCGCCGUCGUCAAGCCGCUCAUCGCCAAGCUGUCCAACGUCGUCGGGCGCGGCGAGGCCUACAUCGUCGCCAUGUCCUUCUACGUCCUGGGCUACGUCCUCAUGGCCUCGUCCGCCUCCUUCAACGCCUACGCGGCGGGCGCCAUCUUCUACGCCAUCGGCCAGUCCGGCACCAACAUCAUGAACGACAUCAUCGUCGCCGACAUCACCACCGCCCGCUGGCGCGGCUUCGCCAUCAGCUUCCUCUUCUUCCCCUUCCUCAUCACCCCGUGGGCCGCCGGCUUCAUCGUCGACGACGUCGUCAGGCCCGGCGGCAUCGGCUGGCGCUGGGGCAUCGGCAUGUACGCCAUCCUCAUGCCCAUCAGCUCGGCCGUCAUCAUCUCAACGCUGCUCUACUACCAGAGGAGGGCCAAGAACAGGGGCCUCGUCCCCAGAAAGAAGAAGACGACCCUCCACGGCUUCUGCUCCCAGAUCGACCUGGGCGGCUCGCUCCUACUGUGCGCAGGCUUCGCCAUGGUCUUGGUACCCUUGACCCUGGCGGCGAACAGCUCCUCCGGCGGCAACAGCUGGGGGACGCCGUACACCGUCGUCCUAGUCGUCAUUGGGGGGCUCGUCCUCGCCGCCCUGCCCUUUUACGAGAAGUUCGCCGCGAGGAACCCGAUCCUGCCGCCGCACUAUUUCCGCAACCGGACCAUCGCUCUCUGCCUCUUCCUCAUCGCCAGCGACUCCGUCGGCUUCUCCAGCACGCACACAUACCUCUACUCGUGGGCCACGGUGGCCCGCGGGUUCACCGCCCGCGACGCCACCUUCUUCCAGUACACGCACGGCGUCAUGCAGUGCGUGACGGCCAUCACCGGCGGGCUCGCCAUGGCGUACACCCGGCGGUACAAGUGGUUGCUCGUCUCGGGAGCGACGGUCCGCUUCAUCGGGUACGGCGUCAUGCUCCGGCUGCGCGGCGCCGAGAACUCGGUCGCCGAGAUCUUCAUCGUCCAGGUCAUCCAGGGCCUGGGCUCCGGCUUCAUGCAGCUGUCGAUCCUCGUGCCCGCGCAGAUCGUCGUGCCGCACCGCGAGAUGCCCCAGGUCACCGCCCUCGUCAUCUGUUUCGCCGUGCUCGGAAGCAGCAUCGGCGGCUGCGUUGCCGGGGCCAUCUACUCCAACACGUUCAAGCCUGCGCUGUAUCGAUAUCUCGGGGCCGGGGCUUCUUCCCAACUCGUUGACUCCUUGUUCAACUCGAUUGUCGGCACAGCCCCGGCAUGGGGCACUCCGGAGAGAAACGCCAUCAACCACGCGUUCACGGAUGUGAUGAAGUACAUGGUCUACACUGCCGUUGGAGCAUCAACCCCCGGUGUCAUUCUGGUCUGGCUUCUCCCGAAUUAUACGUUGCCUGACCGGAACAAUAUUGUCGAAACUUGAAAUGGGAAACCCAUCGGUUUGCUUCAAGAGGCUCUAGAUUUAGGGGUAUCCGGGACGAGAUGAGUAACUUGUGUGGUUCUCAUCCCAAAUAGACUUGUAGGGAUUUACAAGGCGUUCAAUACUUCCAACGCUGUGAUAGAUAGCGGCUUGGCUUUCCAGUCAUAUGGCUGUCCUUAGCGGUCUCUUUGAGCGCAUCGCCCUGUUAUCAAGUGGGUGAUGUUGGUGUACAUGCUGCUGUGUCAUGACCAGGUCUCUGACACAUUGCCAUGACGAUCGAAAAUAUACCAACCAAACCCAGAUGUAGCGAAGGAAAAGGUGAACAUGUCAGGACAUUAACUUAGAUUGAUACC